Molecule: messenger RNA, 1777 nt
Organism: Astyanax mexicanus (Mexican tetra)
Lineage: Eukaryota; Metazoa; Chordata; Actinopteri; Characiformes; Acestrorhamphidae
Gene: snai2
Product: snail family zinc finger 2
Exons: 3
Coding region: 153-932 (259 amino acids)
Biological process (GO): regulation of DNA-templated transcription
Molecular function (GO): RNA polymerase II cis-regulatory region sequence-specific DNA binding; DNA-binding transcription factor activity, RNA polymerase II-specific
Source: RefSeq, a predicted model, not a curated record
GGGUAGCGGGUAGAUGGUGGAAGUGUAGCGGGAGAUGAGCGCAGUUUUCCGGGGGACGCAGUGAGGAUUUACUCGGUUUCGGUGGUUUAUUACAGCGGGGAAGAGACGAGGAUCGGUUCGGUGUUUGGGUUAUUUUUACACAUUUUCUCAAAAUGCCGCGAUCUUUUCUGGUGAAAAAGCAUUUUAACUCCGCAAAGAAGCCAAACUACAGUGAACUGGAGAGUCCAACAGUAUUUCUGUCCCCGUAUCUCCUCAAAAGUCUUCCGAUGCCCAUCAUACCUCAGCCGGAAGUCCUGAGCCCUGUGGCCUACAGCACCAUCACCGUGUGGACCACGAGCCACGAGUCCCCGCUGUCCCCGCUGCCCAGCGACCUGUCCCCCGUCUCCGGCGACCUGUCCCCGCUCUCAGAUGCCUCCUCCAAGGGCCGGGCCGGCUCCGAGAGCCCGAGGAGCGCCGACGAGGACGAGCGAGGGUCCGGGAAGCUGAGCUCCGAGGACUCGGAGAAGUUCCAGUGCGGCCUGUGCGCCAAGUCCUACUCCACCUACUCCGGCCUGAUGAAGCACAAGCAGCUGCACUGCGACGCCCAGGCCCGGAAAUCCUUCAGCUGUAAGUACUGUGAGAAGGAGUACGUGAGCCUGGGAGCCCUGAAGAUGCACAUAAGGACUCACACGCUGCCCUGCGUCUGCAAAAUGUGCGGCAAGGCCUUCUCCAGACCCUGGCUGCUCCAGGGACACAUCAGGACACACACAGGGGAGAAGCCGUUCUCCUGUCCGCACUGCAGCCGAGCGUUCGCCGACCGCUCCAACCUCAGAGCUCACCUGCAGACCCACUCAGACGUGAAGAAAUACCAGUGCAAGAACUGCUCCAAAACCUUCUCCAGAAUGUCCCUCUUACACAAGCACGAGGAGUCGGGCUGCUGCGUGGCCCACUGACCAAAAACCAGCACUGAACUUUUUAAACCGUUUUUAUAUCGAACUCCGUGAUGCCUUACCAUUUAUCACACACUCCGCACUCUCUCCUCACACAGGAAAUAAAACCCCAAACCAGCGAGUGUGUGAUGGAAACGCUGUGUGUGGAUCUGUGACUGAGUCUUCUGUUCAUUUCAGUGCAGAAAAAACAACACAAGCCCUCCACUCAUCCCUCCUGUUCCUCAUGUGCUUCAUCAUGUGCUCCAGUUUAACAGUAUUCUCACUGUCUUCAGCAGUGAUGGACUUUUUACCCUUCUCACUGUACUGUAGUAUUGUUUACUGUUGGGUACAAUUUGGGAGGUCAGAUCAGGGCGUGCGCGUGCGUGAGCUCACGUGAGCCGUAAUUUAAAGCCAAUUAUUAUAAGCCUAUUAUCCAUUUUUGGAUGUUUAAGGCUAUCUCAGUAUCUUAGUUUUAUUGCUGUUAUUCUGUUUCACAGCAGGUGAGAUGCGUCCGAGCCAAAGAACUAAAAUAAGAACCAAAAAUAAUCAAUCAAAGCCAUUUUACUACAGAGGGAACAAGUGCAAAACAAAGCGCUUUAUUUCUGCUGAAAUAAAAGUGUUUAAUAAAGUGCUACACGAACAUUAAAACACGAGAGAACAGAAACAGCAGCGUUCAGAUCAGCGAUGCUCCUCCACCCAGUGCCUCUCGGAGCUGUGGAUCUGUAUUCAGCAUCUGUUAAUACAUUUGAAUGUAUGUGUGACUGAAAUGAUUGUAUCUUGAUAAGUAUGCAUUUAAAAGUGGAAUGGGUGAUUAUUUUUGUAUUUGUUUUUUUACACUUUAUGAAUAAAAAAGGAUUUCAGAUAUUUAA